AUGUCACGUUCGCCAUCUGGCUCACCACCGCCAACACCAAGCCAAUCUCCUGUACCACAAAAAGCUGGCUACCAGUCACCACCAUGUAUUUGUGGUUCGGUACCGUUGGCGUCAUUGUCAGCGAACACCCUAGCUGAUUCAUUGGGAGUUUCGCCGCUCUACAAACAACAAGAUUCUGCUCGAUGGAAUGCUGCAGCACAAGUUUAUCACAAUUCUCGUGCACANUCACCCACACAAGAUGGGCAGUUCCAGUUUUCUCCGGAUGGCGUUGCAGAGAAUAUGUGGGUCAAUCCACAACAACUAGUCACCAAUUUCAUUCAUAGGAGCUCAGCAGUCAGGACACCGCUAUCGUUGGAGGACAUCGCUAACAUGAACAGACGACGUCAUAUCCAGGAAGGUGGAUUAGUGAAAAAUGAGGCUGGCGGUCCAUUAGAAUUGGAAGCAAUAGCAGCCGUUCAUGAAUUGUCACAUGAAGUUCGGGAUAUCAGUGUAUCAGAAAUGCUUCCUAGGACAAGUGAUCUCAUCUUCGUCAAUGUGAAAACCCAAGAAGGUCAACCUUACACUCUCGAAUUGACAUUGAAAGGUUGGCGUAUCGCCUCAUCCCAUACAGACUGCAUGAAUGGGGACUAUACUAAGGUCGACCUGCAUACACGCUAUUUCCGUAAUGCACGUGAAUUGCUCAGCUUUAUAUCACCAGACCAUGCAACCAGAUUCAACGAGUGCUUAGCAACCAAAUUGAACGAACUGGCUGCUAAUGUAAGUUUUUGA
Molecule: messenger RNA, 768 nt
Organism: Haemonchus placei
Lineage: Eukaryota; Metazoa; Nematoda; Chromadorea; Rhabditida; Trichostrongylidae
Source: the annotation of a GenBank genome assembly